This is a messenger RNA of Pediculus humanus corporis (human body louse), 1017 nucleotides long. RefSeq names its product gpi-anchor transamidase, putative. The transcript has 2 exons. The record is from RefSeq and is a predicted model, not a curated record. Gene Ontology annotation, cellular component: GPI-anchor transamidase complex. Gene Ontology annotation, molecular function: GPI-anchor transamidase activity. NCBI's taxonomy places the organism in Eukaryota, Metazoa, Arthropoda, Insecta, Psocodea, Pediculidae. Gene Ontology annotation, biological process: proteolysis; protein localization to cell surface; attachment of GPI anchor to protein. The coding region runs from base 1 to 1017 and encodes 338 amino acids.
AUGAAAUUAAGAUUACUUAUAUUUUUUUUUGGGUGUGCUUUUGCAAAUGAAAUUCCUAAAGAAUUUAGUGAAUCUACUCACACAAACAAUUGGGCUGUGCUUGUUGAUACAUCUCGUUUUUGGUUCAACUAUCGUCAUGUAGCCAAUGUUCUGUCCAUCUACAGAAGUGUAAAACGUUUGGGAAUACCAGACAGUAGGAUAAUAUUAAUGAUUGCUGAUGAUAUGGCUUGUAACCCUAGAAAUCCAAGACCUGCUACAGUUUUUAAUAAUGCAAACAGAAGAAUGAAUGUUUACGGGGAUGAUGUUGAAGUUGAUUACAGAGGUUAUGAAGUAACAGUUGAAAAUUUUGUAAGGCUUUUAACCGGAAGACUUCCACCUGAAACUCCUAGAUCCAAACAGUUAUUAACAGAUGAAGGAAGUAAUAUUUUGAUUUAUUUAACUGGGCAUGGAGGAGAUGGCUUUUUAAAAUUUCAAGACUCCGAAGAAAUUACUAGUCAAGAAUUAGCUGAUGCUUUAGAACAAAUGUGGCAAAAAAGAAGAUAUCAUGAAUUAUUUUUCAUGAUUGAUACAUGUCAAGCUGCUUCGAUGUAUGAAAAAUUUUAUUCUCCAAAUGUUUUAGCUGUAGCUAGCAGUUUAGUGGGAGAAGAUUCUUUGUCCCAUCAUAUGGACUUAGCCAUUGGUGUUUACAUAAUUGAUAGGUAUACUUAUUAUGCUUUAGAAUUUUUAGAGCGUGUUGAUCAACACAGUGAAAAAACUAUUGAUGAUUUUUUGAAAGUGUGUCCACAAGUUGCAUGCAUUUCAACAGUGGGUGUUAGAAAAGAUUUAUUUUUAAGAAAUACUAAGAAAGUGCCUAUAACAGACUUUUUCGGAUCAGUUCGCCCAGUGGAACUAACAAAUAAAACAAUUAAAUUAAUUCAGCCACUUCAAAAUGUAACAAUUUCAAAGAAAUCAGAUGAUACACCUUCAGUGCAAUAUCACUAUGUUCAACAGUUUCCAUUAAUAAAUAUAAAAACCUAA